This is a messenger RNA of Mesocestoides corti, 870 nucleotides long. The record is from the annotation of a GenBank genome assembly. NCBI's taxonomy places the organism in Eukaryota, Metazoa, Platyhelminthes, Cestoda, Cyclophyllidea, Mesocestoididae.
GCACCGAACAGGUGUUCUCUGCGUGGCAUAUUUUGGAAAUUUUCUUAUUGGUAUUUUGCGAAAUUUCAGGCUCAUUUAGAAGAUCCAAAUCCUCGCAGGAGCCUUGCUUUGUCGCUUCAUGGCUUCACUGGUGUAGGCAAAAACUAUGCAACUUCUAUUCUUGCGUCGAAUUUAUUUAAAAAGGGUGAAAGAAGUCGAUUUUAUCACUUUUUUGAUGCGACUGUGGAUUUUCUCUUUAAGGAUUCCGUGGAUCUUUACAAAGAGAAGGUGCUUGACCUAAUUGCGAAUGGGGUCCGGAGUUGUGGUAGAUCUAUGUUUGUCUUCGAUGAGGUUCACAAGAUGCCAGCUGGUAUCCUGGAUGCCAUCGUUCCUCUGCUGGGCUAUGCCGAAUCCAUCAAUGGAGUGGACUACAGAAAGGCUAUCUUUGUUUUUAUGGGAAAUGGCGGCGCCUCCGUAAUCAACGAGUUCGCCUACAAAGUCCUCAACAGUGGUAAGAAACGGACAUCAAUUCAGUAUGGUGAUCUUCGGCGUGCACUUGCUGCCUCGGUCUACAAUGAAAAAGGUGCAUUUGAGUACUCAGAUUUGAUAAAGCAGCACGCGAUAACUGCGGUGAUUCCAUUCCUGCCCCUGCAAGAGGUCCACGUGCGACAGUGCAUCGGCGAUGCGGCCCGUCGAAUGGCCGUGGAGGUGAACGAAGAGAUGGAAGAAUUCGUCUUGAAUGAGCUAGACUGGGAGCCCGAGAGAAGUCGCAUUUUUUCGACGUCCGGCUGCAAGCUCGUCUAUGACAAGGUUGGCUUCUACUUACAACAGUCUCUCUUCGCAAAUGAAAAAGGCGUUAUCGCACAGCCCUCAGAACACGGCGAACUGUAG